Molecule: messenger RNA, 1815 nt
Organism: Lentinula edodes (shiitake mushroom)
Lineage: Eukaryota; Fungi; Basidiomycota; Agaricomycetes; Agaricales; Omphalotaceae
Exons: 4
Coding region: 287-1648 (453 amino acids)
Source: RefSeq, a predicted model, not a curated record
CAAUGCAUUUUCUUCUGUGGUUUUGAUUGAAUUACACGCACAAUACAGAGCAUUCUAUAGGAAAUCUGUAUAGCCGUACAGCAUAUUCCGUACUGGCUGCGCGACUUGUCCUAUCUCGACAAAACGUAAACCAAACGCGCGCGAAGUCACGACACGACCAAUUCAUUGAAUCAUCCGUAUAGCAUCAACAUGAGGCUAUUACAACUUUAGAGACAUUCUUUAUGCUUGACGUGGGACCUACAAUCCAAUUCUCCCGUUUUUCCCUCACCUUUCCUUUUCUUCCCUCAUGUCGUCUCAUAUCAUGAAGGGUACGCUCAGCGAUCCAGAUCAGCGUGGACGUACAUGGUUACAACUCGAUAAUGUCUGCAAGGUCCAGUUGAGCGCCACAGAAACUCGGAAAUAUAAGGAAUGGCGGGAAUCGAAUGCCCGUAGUUCUCAAAAUACGACCUCCACUAGACAAAGUUCCUUUGAGGAUCCCACAGAUAGCUUUUUCAAAACAUUGAACGUUUCUUCACCAACCUCCAUAGAUAGCUCUGCUAGCUCUGUGCCGCUGGCACAACGCAAGGUGUCAAGGAAAAUACGUCAGGCAAGGAUACAACUUUCUGAGGAUCAAUACGUUCUGGAUCGUGCCCCCGCGAGAUUGAGAGUCGGACAGCUGGAUGUAUCAGAUUCCUUUGGAUGGAGAUGGUAUCAAUGUUCAGAAGAUGUUCAGGUUCUCCUCCCUCCCGACGCAAGUGUCCAAUAUUCCACUUUUCUGCUGCUUGAAGAAGCUCAAUUCAAAUAUGCCACAUCCUGCAAAACGGUGAAAAAAUUCAACAAGGCCCGUAGCAAGUUCAAUGAGCUUUGUUCACAACUUAAAUCUCGACAUCCUGUCCGUGGCAUCACGUCCACUGCCCGCCGCUACGCCCUUCCUGUUGGAUUUCGAUGCCACAGUAUUGAUAGAUUGGUGGGGCGACCCCAGGAUGACUGCGAGCUCUUGACACCCGAAGAAAUACCAAAUACCACUGAACUGCUGUCUCAGCCUGAUACAUAUUGGAGACGCUGGUUGUACAUUGGAAGCGACAUACGAAUUUUGCUAACAGCAGACGUAGCCGGACAGCUCGCAUUCCUUCGUCGAAAUGGUGUUUCUCAUGCUACCCACCCUCUCAUGCGCCAGAUAUUUGCAGAUUUCCAGUGUCUGUCGUCUGAAAUCAUUACCGAACAGUUAUUACGCUGUCGUAAAACUCGAGAAAAACUGUAUAUGCUGUCCCCCGACUCUCGAUCCCAGACAUUGGAUGAAGCAGUUGCUCACAUUGAGGUGAACAUCUGCCGGUCCACAAGGAAACAAAUUAAACACACUACUCUCAAACCCCAAUGGCAUGCUGUCGUUUGCGAAUUAGGGGAGCACGUUGAUUUUCCGCCUUCAUCUCGGGGAAAUCACCUUAGAGACGAGCAAGAUGUAUUGGCUCAGCCGAAAUGGUCACCGGGUGUAGUCCGUCGUGUUGCUCGACGGCGACGGGGAGUCAGAAAUUUGAGAGCGCCGAACACGGAUAAGGAACUUCCUCCACUUCCUCCAGAGACCCUUGAUGAACAAUACGUUAUGGACAUACGGACUUCGAACGAUAGUCAAAAGGAAAAGCUUUGGAUACGUCGAAAAAUACUGACUUGAAGUUGUUGUAUCAUAAUCUAGAUGUAAUCGUUAGGAAAAUUGUUACUGUUGUACUUGAUAUAUGGUUUCCUAGUCUUUUCAGGUUGUUCCCUCUUCGUCUCACAGGACAAUUUGUAUUACUGACGUUGUCUUCAAGAGUCUUCUCGAGCUUUGUCGAGGUGGGGGGU